AGAAGGGCCCAUCUCAAGCAGAGUGGGUCAUGCUCGUGGAAGAUGAUUUUCCAGUAUGCGGCGAGUGGGGAUGGCGAGGCAUCCUCGACGUCAUGAACGAACUCCAGCGUGAUGGUAAAUAUGGAGGAUUUGUUGGAACCGGUGGCAGUGGUCUGAUCAUCCACCGGAGCCUGUUGCCCAUCCUCACGCACACAUUGCGUAUACAUGGUCUGCAGCACUCCCCGAUGCCACCCUCUGUGCCGCGCCGGCCUGCAGACAUCAUCAUACAAGACUGCCUUUUUGGAACGGACUUGUUAUGUCCACAUAACACCCAGGAGCCCUCACUUGUUAUCACAUCUCGUCUCGUCAUGGAUCAUAUAGGCGGAAGCGCCAGUACCAUGAGAAAUCGCAGGUAUCCUGCUGAUAGGUGGAGGUGUGGUUGGAGACAUCCAUUUCAUGGCUUGACGCGAGUCGAUGUUGUACCAGUUUGA
Molecule: messenger RNA, 470 nt
Organism: Suillus clintonianus
Lineage: Eukaryota; Fungi; Basidiomycota; Agaricomycetes; Boletales; Suillaceae
Exons: 2
Coding region: 30-470 (146 amino acids)
Source: RefSeq, a predicted model, not a curated record